Molecule: messenger RNA, 1365 nt
Organism: Salvia miltiorrhiza (redroot sage)
Lineage: Eukaryota; Viridiplantae; Streptophyta; Magnoliopsida; Lamiales; Lamiaceae
Exons: 2
Coding region: 224-1078 (284 amino acids)
Cellular component (GO): NSL complex
Source: RefSeq, a predicted model, not a curated record
UAUAAAUCUAUUCUUCAAAAAAUAAAUUUUAGCAUGCCUUACAAAACUAAACAUUCUUUGAGAAAAAGUUCAAAAUUUUCAGUAGUUCGAAAUAGUACAUGACGCAUCAGUUGUUGUACUCCCAUGGGCGUAUAUAAACCCUAACAAAGUCAUUGUGGCCGUACACCCCACAAACGUAAAUUUACUGAUAGACGCACACGUUUCCGUAUUCUCUCGCUCUCCAAUGUUCAACGCCGCCGCGGCCACCACCUCCGCCGCCGCCGUCAGCGGUCCGAACCAUCACUCCUCAAUCGCCGUCUCAUUCAAACACGAAACCAAGCCCUUCCACACGCACGCCGCCGAAAUGCCGGACCCAUCGCCGUCGUCCUCCGCCGGCCCAAUUCGCAUCGACGGAUCCGAACAAGACGCCGUCCUAUCGAAAUCGGAGUUCCUGACCCGACCCGAAGUCCUCAAUCGGCGCGCCCGCAGAGUGAAGCAGCUCGUGCGGAUAUACCGCGACCAUUAUUGGGCGUUGAUGGAGGAACUGAAAUUGAAGUACAGGGAGUACUAUUGGGAGUAUGGGAAAAGCCCCUUCGUUGAAGAUGAGGAGAAUGAGAGGAUCAAUCCGAGCCGCGCUGAUGGCGCGGGGCUGGCUGGGGAUAAUGGAAAUGGCAAUUUGGGGGUUAAUGGUGGGAAUGGGAUUGGGAUUGCCACCAGUAGGUGUGGUGUGCACGGUUGCAAGGCGAAGGCGAUGGCAUUAACGAGGUUUUGUCAUAUGCAUAUACUGUCCGAUGCAAAGCAGAAGCUAUACAAGGCUUGCAUCUUCACCAUAAAAAGUUCAACUACAGGACCUAUACUCUGUGGAAAACCAAUACUUAGAUCAACAGUCCCUUCUUAUUGCCCUGCCCAUUUCCAGAAGGCUGAAAGGCAUAUGGUGCGUGCUCUCAAGAAGUCGGGCCUCAACAUCGCCUCGACGAGUAAGCUUGCUCCCAAGCUCCACCUCAUUGUGGUGGAGUACAUCCGGCAAAUCAAACAGAAGAGGAGAGCUGCAAAGAGGGCAAUGGAGAAUGCAGAGAUCAAGGAGGAGAACAACCCUUGAUGCCCCCCUUCCUUAUUCAUGCAGAAUUAGAAUACUCAAUUCUAGAAAUUCUUUUAUUUCUUGAUCAAGUUGAUAAAUCUGCAAAUUCUAGCUCUAGAUUUGAAGUUAGCGAGUAGUUUGAUGGUUGUGAACUAUUAAGUCAAUCUUGAUGUGUAGCUGGAGAGAUCUGGCUUGUUAGGUUGAAAAUCUUGUCUAUAGUAGAGGAAAAAGCUUGCCUUGUUCACUGAAACAAUGGAGAGAAAAAAUGUACAUUUGUUUGGCAGAAGGUGCAUUUGUUCUUAGUUUGA